Molecule: messenger RNA, 3356 nt
Organism: Hevea brasiliensis (rubber tree)
Lineage: Eukaryota; Viridiplantae; Streptophyta; Magnoliopsida; Malpighiales; Euphorbiaceae
Product: CRM-domain containing factor CFM3A, chloroplastic/mitochondrial
Exons: 11
Coding region: 200-2890 (896 amino acids)
Biological process (GO): RNA splicing, via transesterification reactions
Molecular function (GO): mRNA binding
Source: RefSeq, a predicted model, not a curated record
AUCAAUUCUCGAGUGUCCAAACAUAUAUCGGAUAUUUUACAGAGCUGUGCCGGGUAGCGGUAGAUGUUAUCUUCAAAAACCCCUGCAAAAUCCUCAGGAUCUUCCAAAUUUCUUUAGUUGAAUCAAUCACUCUCCACCUUUUGAACUCAAUUACCAGAUACCUUCUUUGCGUAGUCUACCGUAUCUAAGUCUCGCUAUAAUGGCUUUGGUACCUGGUCGCCAUUUACACUUCGAUUCAUUUCAAAGCUCCUUCUCCAAGUUCAACGGCUCUCCUCUCCAUUUCUUCAGGUACAAUUCCUCAAUCCCUCUAAGAGCACGCACUCUCUACGCAAAUUCACUGUGUGACAAGAACCCACCAAGAAAAUCCAGUUUUCUCGCCACUGACAAACCAGUUUCUCAACGGAAACCGAUUGACAAAGUUUCAACGACUAGCAAUUGGUUCUCCAAAUGGAACAAACCCAAUAAACAGAACCACCCAAAACCCCCUCAAGCCGUCUUUAAUUAUCGAAAUAGCGACAACAGCGGUACUGGUGGUAGUACAAUGGACAAAAUUGUAGAAAAAUUGAAGAAACAUGGGUACGUAGAUGGUGAUGCUAAUGAGAAGAAAGAGAAAACACCAGAGAGAAUGAUAGAGAAAGGGAGUGUAGAGGAUAUAUUCUAUGCGGAAGAAGGAAUAUUGCCAAAUUCACGAGGUGGGAUUUCCAGGGAAUCACCUUUAGGAGUAGAGGAUCUGUUUAAGAGUAAUGGGGAGGUUAGGUUUCCGUGGGAGAAACCUAAAAAGGAGGAGAAUGAGGAUGAGAGGGAGUGGACGGCGAGGGGCAAGAGUAGGACAGCAUUGGCAGAGUUGACAUUGCCGGAGUCAGAGCUGAGGAGGUUGAGGAACUUGACGUAUCAAAUAAAGAGCAAGGUGAGGGUUAAAGGUGCAGGAGUUACUCAGGAAGUGGUGGAUACCAUUCAUGAGAGGUGGAAGGACUCGGAGAUUGUAAGGGUGAAAGUUGAGGGAGCACCUGCGCUUAAUAUGAGGAGGAUGCAUGAGAUACUUGAGAGGAAAACUGGUGGUUUGGUGAUUUGGAGGUCUGGCACUUCUGUAUCUUUAUAUAGAGGUGUGAGUUAUGAGGUUCCCUUGGUGCAAUUGAACCAGCGGAUUUUGAAGAGAAAUGAGAUAUCUACUAAUUCCUUACCAACUCCCACUGGUAAACUUAUUAUGAGUCCAUCUAGAUUUGCUUCUUCCAGUAAAUUGGAUAUGCCUCGAUCAAACUCAGAUGCUGCUGUGGAGGGUGAGGAGAAGAAAGAAACAGGAAUGCUGGAAGAAGUAAAGUACGAAGAUGAAGUAAACAACCUGUUGGAAGGUCUGGGUCCCAGGUACACAGAUUGGCCAGGGUUGGAUCCAUUACCUGUGGAUGCAGAUCUGCUUCCUGGCAUUGUUCCUGGUUACCAACCUCCAUUCCGGAUACUUCCUUAUGGAGUCAGGUCUACUCUUGGACAAAAGGAGGCAACAUCCUUACGAAGGCUUGCCAGGGUUCUUCCUCCUCACUUUGCAUUAGGCAGAAGCAGGCAGCUCCAAGGCUUGGCUGUUGCUAUGAUCAAAUUAUGGGAGAAGAGUUCAAUUGCAAAGAUUGCACUUAAACGUGGUGUACAACUGACUACUAGUGAAAGGAUGGCUGAAGAUAUCAAGAAAUUGACAGGGGGUAUGCUGCUUUCUAGAAACAAGGACUUCUUGGUCUUCUAUAGGGGAAAGGAUUUUUUGUCACCAGAUGUCUCUGAAACAUUGCUGGAAAGGGAGAGAUUGGCAAAAUCCUUACAGGACAAAGAGGAGCAGGCACGAUUAAGAGCAUCAGCCUUGGUUAUUCAGAGUUCUGGAACAAUGGAGCAGUCAGGAACUGCUGGCACUCUCCAGGAAACUUUGGAUGCAGAUGCAAAGUGGGGAAAGAGUUUGGAUGACAAUCAUAGGGAAAAAUUUAUGAGAGAAGUUGAAAUAGCACGGCAUGCCAACCUUGUCAGAAAGCUUGAGAGCAAACUUGUUUUUGCUGAAAAGAAGUUAACUAAAGCUGAACGAGCCUUAUCUAAGGUGGAAGAGUUUUUAAAGCCAGCAGAAAGACAGGCUGAUCCAGAUAGCAUAACUGAUGAGGAGAGAUAUAUGUUUAGAAAGCUUGGCUUGAGGAUGAAAGCUUUCUUACUUCUUGGUAGACGAGGUGUUUUUGAUGGUACGGUGGAGAAUAUGCACUUGCACUGGAAAUACCGUGAAUUGGUUAAGAUCAUUUUGAAAGCCAAAAGUUUUGAACAGGUUAAAAAAAUUGCUUUAGCACUUGAAGCUGAAAGUGGGGGUGUCUUGGUUUCAGUAGACAGAAUUUCCAAAGGUUAUGCUAUAAUUGUAUUUCGAGGAAAGAAUUACCAGCGACCUUCCACAUUGAGGCCAAGAAAUCUCUUAACAAAGAGGAAAGCUUUGGCUCGUUCAGUAGAGAUGCAAAGGCGUGAGGCUCUUGUCAAUCAUGUUUCAGCCCUGCAGAUGAAAGUGGACGAAAUUAGAUGUGAAAUUGAACGAAUGGAGAGUGUGAAAGAUGAAGGGGACGAAGAGCUGUAUGACAGAUUAGAUGCUUCUUAUCCUACGGAUGCUGGUGACAACGAGGAGGAAGGAGAUGAAGCAUGUCUUGGGGCAUACAACAGUGAAUAUGAUGCUAAGUAUGAUGAUGAUGAUGAAACUGGCAACAUAGUUCAAAGUAUCCAUCUGGAAACAAACUUUCCUUGUGAUGUCCAGAGCCAAGAGUCAGAAACGGAAACUGAGGGGGAAAGAUAUCCUGAGACAUUUGAUGGUGAAAAUGAUGAUGAGGAUGGUUUUGAAAGUGAUAACUUAGCUCAAAAUCACCAUACAAGUUUUCCAUACAAUGUUUGAGGUUUGUAAUGGGACAGAUAUGAAGCAUAUCGAGAGGCACUUGAGGGUGAAAGCGAUAAUGAUGUUGAAAGCGAUAACUCUGUUCCGAGUCCCCUUACAAAUUUCUUCUGUGAAUGCUCUAAAACAACUUGAGGUUUGCUAAAGACAUGCUUAAGCAGUGGUCAAUAUGGUGCGCAUCGCAGCAGGAUUACAGCAAGGAGAAUGAUGCCUGAAGGCAAUGAGGAUCUCUGACCACCUGCACAUCCCUAUAAUCAGCGUACAGAACAUUUGUGUGGGCACAGGUAUACGUUACCUAUAUUUGCAUUAUUUUUUUCUUGUAAAUUGGUGUCUCCAAUUCUUAUAACAGAAGUUAGAAUUAAGAGCCUGACCAGCUUUGCUGAUAUCAUGGAGAGAGACGAAAAUUGUAAAUGACUAACUAUCAAUGUCAUUUCCCUCCCUGAAAUACAGUAUGUGAUCAUCUGUGCCA